AUGAUAAAUUUACCUGUUGAUGUUGAUGUUUAGAUGAUCUAAAAAAAUAAGCUAUUUUAAAAAUUCCUUUAAUAGCAAUAGCAAGAAACAUAAUAAAAACCUUAAAUUUAAUAAAAAAUACACAAUAAAUCAUAUCCUGACUCUAUUGAGGAUUAGAAAUAUUCUUAAGAGAAAAUGGAAGAGAGUUCCAUCUAUUAAGAUUUUGCUAAUUUUGCUAAAGCUACUAAUUAUAAGCAACAAUCACCAUAAAAUUAUUAUAAGCAAUAAUAACAAUAAAUUUCAUCAUCGAAUUAAAAUUCCGGAAAUACUUUGAAUUAAGAAAUUAAGGAUUUGUAAUUUAGGAAUAAAUCCUUAUUACAAUAAAAUUCAAUUUUACAAUAACAACUGAUAGAUCUAUAAUAAUCUAUUCAUAGAUAAACGAUUGAUUUAGAUUUAUAGAAAAAUGAGAUUUUGAAUUAAAAAAGAGUUGUCUAAGAAUAAUAAAUAGAGAUUGAGUAAUUAAGAAGGUAAUUGUAAGAGAAGAGAAACAGUAGUUUAGAAAAAACUCGAUAAUUCACAAUAGUCCAAACUUAAUUGAUUUAAUCAAAUCAAAUGGUAGAAAAACUAAUUUCAUAAUUGAUGAAUUAAGAAUCCUAACUAAGUGUAAGAUUUUAAAUAAUAUGAAUAGUUAUAUCGGUAAACAUAGAUCAAUUUUCCUAAAAUAGAUAAUUUAUAAUUCAAUGUAGAUUAAAAUAAAUCAAAUUUGAUUAAUGCAUAGAAUCUUCUUAAUAAUCCAUCCUCUGUAUCAUAGAUAUAUCCUACACAGUAUCAAUAGCCAAAUUCUCACUAAUAAAUAGCUUAAAGUUCUACUUAAUAACAUUAAACAUAAUAUGCAAUAUCACAAUAAUAACAAAUCUAAAUUUCAUAAUAAUAGUUGUCAUAAUAAAAUCCAAAUCCUGUUAGUUAGCCAACAAAACAAUAAUAAUAAUUGGAAGUUGAUACAUCUUACGAACGCUAUUUAAUGCAUAAAAGAGGAAGAAAUUGA
Messenger RNA from Paramecium sonneborni, 1024 nucleotides. The record is from the annotation of a GenBank genome assembly. Lineage: Eukaryota; Ciliophora; Oligohymenophorea; Peniculida; Parameciidae.